AUGUUUGACAAUUUUUUGGUAAAUCUAGUGUGGCCUCAUCACAACCUGAUCUUCUCCCUUUCGAUCGGCUAUUUCGACUCUGGCCUCCAAUCCGGAUUCCGUCAUGGUCCCGUAGAUCCGAUCCUGAUCUUUCUGGUUGACCUAUUUCACUCGGUUCCAGUCGCACCGAGCGUUUCACUCAAGCACUAUUUCUCAAGGUCUUUGAAGCUGCCUCACCAAACAGAGCCCCUAAGCUCUGAUUUCCAUGAUUACAGAGAUUAUGCCUUCCCUUCAAGAAUCGUCUCCUUGCUUAAACUCAUGCUAUCUGAGCAAACUGUGGACGCCUAUCUCUGGUUGCACGUGGCAUCUAAAACACUCUCGGUCCCCCACCUUCUUCAUCGCGAUCUCUUUUCCUCCGAUUUUCCUCUCCAACAAUGUCAAUGGGGUAAGCUCCGAUGUGGAAUCCGUGUAUACAAAUAUGUCUGGAGCAAAUGCGGUAACGGCGCUGUUGGAAAUUCUGGAAGGAGCGGAGAAUAUCCUGGAAUCACAACGGAUCAGGAGCGAGUCAUUAACAAGACUAAUCAACUUGACGACGAGGACAACCAAUUUUACAUUCAACGGAACCUUCUAUGA
This is a messenger RNA of Protopolystoma xenopodis, 612 nucleotides long. Lineage: Eukaryota; Metazoa; Platyhelminthes; Monogenea; Polystomatidea; Polystomatidae. The record is from the annotation of a GenBank genome assembly.